GUCACUGGGCGGCGGUAGAAGUCGAUGUUUUUGAAUGUGGUGGAUGGUCUGCAGCAGAGCUGUGUAUCUGCUCGUCCGUGUCUGGGUGUGUUUUUAGGGUCAGCUGGCUCAGAUACUCGGAGCAGUGGGCUGAUAAUCUCAGAAAACAUCCGGCAGACACGCUGAGAGCCCUCAGCCCCGUAAGCGGUCAGCUUUGUCGGUGUUUUUCACCGACUUGGGCCGUUAGACCGCCGGUAAGGCUAGCAGCUAGCGCCGAGCAGCGAGCGGCGUCUCCAUGGUGACCCUCCGCGGCAGGGGCAGAGGGGACGCCGAUGUCAGCGGCGGAGCCCCGGGGAGGAAGCAGCAGAGGCCGGGGGGCAGCUCCACGACACCGCCGAAGAGCCCAGCGGAGUCCCGGAGGAGGAGCACCGUCACCCGGCAGGAGGAACCCGGGCUGUCCGAUGUGAGUCCGGUCAGGGGAUUUACCACCGAGGACGACGAAGACAACCAUGUUUCAGAUUCACAGGAGGAGGAAGAGGAGGAGAGACUAAAACCAGAGAGACGAGUCAGCAGGACAUCUGUAAGGCGUCUGAGCAGUAGAGGCAGACGGAGGAGCAGGCUGAGGAGGAGCACGCGCACCGUCAAACCAACAGACCGCUACGAGGCCUUCAGCAUGUUCGACGGCAUCAACAGCAGCGUGGCCCGCUCCGUCCUGGACAACAUGGACAGCAUGAAGAAGAAGAGGCGGCUCAGGAACAGCAGAGAGGGAAAGAUUUACUCUAAAGCUCAGAGGAGGAGAACUCCGGUCCUUCAGCCCGAGGAUCUCAGCGACACCGAGGAUGACGAGGCCGCCGCUGGUGAAGACGACCACGGAGCAGAAACGACCGCAGACGACGACAGCAGCGGCAGCCUGAACCCAAACUUUAACGCCAAAGUGAGCCGAGCCUCGGCGCUCUACCAGGGACCCGACAGUGAUUUCCCCAGAGGAACAUUCAGGAUCAGCGCCUCAGGACCAAACACGACCCGCAGAGGAGCGUUCAGUCUGACUGCUGUCGUCCUCUCGAAGUCUCUGAUGAUGAAGCCAAAAUCUCAGAGUUCCUGGAAGAGACAAGAUGAGAUCAGGAGUGGGUCUGGCCGACAGCUCAGACUACAAAACCAGAGUUUCAAGCCCCAGCCUCUCCUUCACAGAUUGUCGAAGGAGAUGGUGGUCUUUCCGCUCCUCUACCCUGAGGUCUUUGAAAACUUCAAGAUUCAGCCUCCAAGAGGUUGUCUCUUCUACGGCCCUCCUGGGACGGGGAAGACGCUGGUCGCCCGUGCGCUGGCCAACGAGUGUAGGCUCGGCAACAGGAAGGUGUCCUUCUUCAUGAGGAAGGGCGCCGACUGCCUCAGUAAAUGGGUUGGCGAGUCAGAGCGGCAGCUGCGUCUGCUGUUUGAGCAGGCGUAUCAGCUGCGCCCCUCCAUCAUCUUCUUCGAUGAGAUCGACGGCCUGGCUCCGGUCCGCUCCAGCAGACAGGAUCAGAUCCACAGCUCCAUCGUGUCCACGCUGCUCGCUCUGAUGGACGGCCUGGACAGUCGAGGGGAGGUGGUGGUGAUCGGAGCGACCAACCGGCUGGACUCCAUUGACCCGGCGCUGAGACGACCGGGACGCUUCGACAGAGAGUUCCUCUUUGGACUGCCAGACAGAGAGUCUCGGAAAGAGAUCCUGAAGAUCCACACGAUGCAGUGGAAGCCUCCUCCAUCUGAAGACUUCCUCGAUGAACUGGCUGAGAAAUGUGUGGGUUACUGUGGUGCUGACAUCAGAGCGGUCUGCACGGAGGCGGCUCUCUGCGCUCUGCGCCGCCGCUACCCUCAGAUCUACGGCACCGCCCAGAAGCUCCUCCUGGACGUCUCCUCCAUCUCCGUCAGCAGCUGCGACUUUGUGUCCGCCAUGAAGAAGAUGACGCCGGCCGCCCACCGCCUCGCCGGCACGCCCGCCAAACCCCUGUCAGCCGUGGUUCAGCCGCUACUGAGCGCCGCCCUGCAGGACAUCCUGGAGGCUCUGCAGAGGCUGUUUCCUCACGCCGAGCAGGGCAUGAAGAGGAAGAGAGAGCCAGAUCUGACCGCCGGCGUCCUCGAGGACGGCCUGAUGGGUGGAGAUGCUGAGAACUCCUCCCCCAUCUCCCUCCCCUCCACCUCCAAGAGCUCAAAGUUUCUACACUUUGCCAGGAGUGCAGUCAGACACCCGACGUCCCACCGCCCCAGGAUGCUCUUAGCGGGUCGUCCCGGAUCUGGUCAGACCUCCCACCUGGCUCCUGCGGUCCUGCAUGCCUUGGAGCGUUUAAGUGUCCACAGCCUGGACUCUGCCGUGCUGUUUGGAGUCAGCAGCACCUCACCUGAGGAGGCCUGCGCCCAGAUGUUCAUGGAGGCCAAGCGUACGUCUCCCAGCAUCCUCUACCUCCCUCACAUCCAGCAGUGGUGGGAGACUGUGGGGCCCGCGCUGAGAGCCUCCUUCCUCAGUCUGCUGGACAGCAUCCCCUCCUUCUCCCCCAUCCUCCUCCUCGCCACCAGCAGCCUCCCCCAUCAGCAGCUGGACCCUGAGAUUCAGUUCCUGUUUCGUGAGGAGUAUGGCGAGCUUUAUACCCUCAGCGCUCCCACCCCUCAGCAGAGGUCUGAUUUCUUCCAGGACCUCAUCCUGAACCAGGCGGCCGAGGCUCCGCCCUCAAAGACAAAGCCAGUGGCUCAGGCGACAGAGAUCCUCCCCCUGGCUCCCUCGCCUCCUCCUCGCCUGGUUCCUGAUGAAGAGCAGCGCCGUCUGGAGGAGCAGGAGGAGGACGUGCUGCGGGAGCUCCGCCUCUUCCUACGUAACGUCACCGAGCGUCUGUCUCUGGACCGACGGUUCAAGUCUUUCAGCAAACCGGUGGACAUAGAGGAGGUACCAGAUUACCUGAUGGUGAUCAGGAAGCCCAUGGACUUCUCCACACUGCUCACCAACAUCGACGAGCACCGCUACGCCACCGUGGGAGAGUUCAUGAGCGACGCUGACCUCAUCUGGAGGAACGCCCUCAAGUACAACCCCGACAGCGACCCCAUGGACCGUCACAUCCGUCACCGUGCGUGCGCCCUGAAGGACACGGUGUACGCCAUCAUCAGAGACGAGCUGGACGAAGACUUUGAGCGAGUCUGUGAGGAGAUCCGAGAGUCCAGACUCCUCCGAGCUAGCGGCGCUGAUACAAACCGGAGACGCAGCCCCUCUAAAAGGCUCAGAGCUCAAAAGAAAAAGUGUUACAAACGGCCGAGGAGGUCCAAGUGGAGCGCCGGCAUCAUACCCAAACCAAAGAAGAAGAAACCUCCCACCCCUCCCCCCUCUCCCUCCUCUCCCUCCUCCUCCCCCUCCUCACUGUCCAGCCCAGGGAACUCUGAAUCCGACCUAUCAGAGAGCAGCUUUGAGCAGAGCCCACCAGCAUCCACGCACUCAAACGGUGAUGCAGGAGUCCUCGUGAACGGGUACCACCGUCCAAAACUCAACGGCAUCUUAAAGGGUCAAACCCGGUCCUCAAAGACCCCGCUGAGGAAGAAGAGGGCGGUGAACGGGGUUUGUUUGAGGCUGACAGAGAAGCAUCGCAGGCCUGAGAGCAGAGCGGCUCUGGAGCAGAUGUUGAGCAGAAGAAGACCCGAGGAGAAUCUCACCAAGGAAAGUCCGGGGCUCAUGGUCGAUCACAGCAAGCUGAGGGAUCUCCUGAGCCGGGUCGUGGCUAAAACCGACGGAGCGGAGGUGGAGCCGCUGGAGAAGCUCUACGCUCGUCUGGCUCAGAGCAUCUACAGACACCGGAACAACUACAGCAAGACGGAGCUCCUCCAGGACAUGAAGACAGAAAUCAACAGCUUCUCUUCUUAAAUCAAACUCCUGUGCACUAAAAGAGAAACACGUUUACUCCUCAUUUUAGAGCUGCAUUUAUGUUUGACCUGAUUUAAAGCAGAGUAUUUAUUUUAUCAUCCUAACUGAUUUAUUUUAUCUCAGAUAUUAUUUAAAUUAGAGUAUUUAUUUUAUCAUCCUAACUGAUUUAUUUUAUCUCAGAUAUUAUUUAAAUUAGAGUAUUUAUUCUAUUGUUUGUAUUCAUGUAAAGCAGAGUUUAUUUGUGUCCAAUGAUGAAAGUCUGAUUAAAGUCGUGUUUUUGUCUCUAAAAGCAUCAUGAAUAAAGUUUUUUUGAACUUUC
This is a messenger RNA of Cheilinus undulatus (humphead wrasse), 4172 nucleotides long. RefSeq names its product ATPase family AAA domain-containing protein 2-like. NCBI's taxonomy places the organism in Eukaryota, Metazoa, Chordata, Actinopteri, Labriformes, Labridae. The transcript is spliced from 27 exons. Gene Ontology annotation, biological process: positive regulation of transcription by RNA polymerase II. Gene Ontology annotation, molecular function: histone binding; ATP binding; ATP hydrolysis activity. Bases 275 to 3853 code for a protein of 1192 amino acids. Gene Ontology annotation, cellular component: nucleus. The record is from RefSeq and is a predicted model, not a curated record.